Molecule: messenger RNA, 2567 nt
Organism: Callithrix jacchus (white-tufted-ear marmoset)
Lineage: Eukaryota; Metazoa; Chordata; Mammalia; Primates; Cebidae
Product: olfactory receptor 4A16-like
Biological process (GO): G protein-coupled receptor signaling pathway
Cellular component (GO): membrane
Molecular function (GO): olfactory receptor activity; G protein-coupled receptor activity
Source: RefSeq, a predicted model, not a curated record
CUCCUGAGCUCUCAGUUCUGAUAUAAGCUUGGAAGAAGAGUAAAUGAGACAGAGUAACAAUGUUACAGAAUUUGUCCUCCUGGGGCUCACUCAGGAUCCUGAUGUGCAAAAAGCAUUAUUUGCCAUGCUUUUACUCAUAUACAUUGUGUCAAUGGUGGGAAAUCUCCUCAUUGUGGUGACUACUCUAGGCAGCCCCUCCUUGGGCUCCCCAAUGUACUUCUUCCUUGCCUACUUGUCACUUCUGGAUGCCAUAUAUUCCACUGCCAUGUCACCCAAAUUGAUGAUGGACUUACUCUGUGAUAAAAACAGCAUUUCCUUCUCAGCUUGCAUGGGUCAGCUCUUCAUAGAACACUUACUUGGUGGUGCAGAGGUCUUCCUUCUGGUACUGAUGGCCUUUGAUCGCUAUGUGGCCAUCACUAAGCCACUGCAGUAUUUGAAUAUCAUGAAUCGACAGGUUUGCAUCUUUCUCUUGGUGGUGGCCGUGGUUGGAGGUUUUGUGCACUCUGUGGUUCAAAUUGUUAUUGUGUACAGUCUACCAUUCUGUGGCCCCAAUGUCAUUGACCAUUUCAUCUGUGACAUGUACCCAUUAUUGGAACUGGCGUGCACCGACACCUACUUUAUAGGCCUCACUGUGGUUGCCAAUGGUGGAACAAUCUGUAUGGUCGUCUUUACCUUUCUGCUAAUCUCCUACGGAGUCAUCCUAAACUCCCUUAAAACUUACAGUCAGGAAGGGAGGCGUAAAGCCCUGUCUACCUGCAGCUCCCACAUCACCGUGGUGGUCUUGUUUUUUGUUCCCUGUAUUUUCAUGUACGUUAGACCAGUUUCCAACUUUCCCUUUGAUAAAUUCGUGACUGUGUUUUAUACAAUUAUCACACCCAUGUUGAAUCCUUUAAUGUACACAUUGAGAAAUUCAGAGAUGAAAAAUGCUAUGAAAAAACUCUUGUGUAAAAAGUUAAAUAUAGUUAGAAUGAGUUUCUCCCACACUGAACAUGUUUGUUACUAGUUCUAAGGCAACAAAUAGCCAGUAAAUUCUAUCUGGAUAAUGUAAUCAUUCAACAGAUUCUGUGGGGGUGCUUCUCUCUAUCUACAUAAAGCCGUCAAAAAAAAUAGAAUAAAUUAUCCACUGAGACUAGAAUCAAUCUAAUAGAGAAAUUCUGGAGAAUGAAUAAAAGUCACAGAUAGUGGCCUUGGUACGAGUAAAAAUAAAACCAAGCUCACCUUGUAACUUUAUUUUUCUCAGUUGAUAUUGAAAUAGGACUUAAAAAAUGGUCUAUUCUUUUCAAAAGAGCAAACACAAGCCACUUCCUUCUGUAGAUGUACUUUUACCCAAAUUCAUGAGAAAACAAUUUAGCUAAUACUUAGAACAAAUUUCUGGACCAAGAGAGUAGUUUUUAAAUCUUAUUGUUUAUUAUUCUAUCAGUAAAGCAGCUUUCUGUAUUUUUAAUUUUGUUUUAAGAUUGCUUUCAUUCCUCAGGUCAUGUCUAUGCAUUUCCAGUUCAGGAUAUUUGGAUGACAGAUGAUAUUGUCUUUAAUUAAAAGCAUUAUUAGUAAAGAAUUUUGUCAGAUGGAAUGUAGAUGAUGAUGAAAACAGAAUCUAGAUCUUUACUGCAGGAAAAAAAUACUUUUCUUUAGUUUUGAGAACUGUACUAAUCCAAGUUGUAAACAUAUUUUUAUGAUUUUCCUCACUAUUUCCCAUGUGAAUUUUUGCCAAUCUUUGAAGAAAAGGCAAAGCUUCUUAUUUUGUACUCAUGAUGCUGAAAAUAUGAAUAAGGAAAUGUGUUAUUUUCUGUAAGCAACAUGUUUUCUAAAUGUUGUAUUUAAUUUAAAUUGCUUAUAGACUUAAACAUGAUUUGUUGUGGCAUAGGCAACAUUUUGGUUUUCAAUUUCAUGUUAAAAAACAAGUUUUUCUCAGUGUGCAGCCACCUUAGGACAUCAGAAAACAAGAAGACUGAAUUGCUUUAAUUGCAGUAUAGAACAUUGUGCUUUGUGUGAUUUAACUUUUUAAAAUAAAUUUCAUUAUGUAUGUUGAAAAUAUACAACAUGAUGUUAUGGGAUACACAUAGAGAGUAAAAAGGUUACGAUUGUGAGGCAAAUUAAUAUAUAUAUCAUCUAAAACACUUACUUUGUGUGGAAAAGCAGCUAACGUCUACUCAUUUAGCAUAAACACCAAAUAGAGUACAAUUUUGUUACCUAUAGUCUUCAUGUUGUACCUUAGUCAGAGGAUAUAAAAUAACAGAAACAGAAAGGAAGAAUGAACAUGUCUAGAGAUCUAAUGUACAAAAAUUGACUUUUCUAAAUAAAAAAUGUUAUAACUUUUAUUACUUAAAAAUUGUAUAAUUUGUAUGAAUACCAAAUGAUAUGUGAAAUUGAUAAUAUUAUCAAUAUAAUUGAAACCACCUGUGUGUACCACCCUGAUGCCAUUCCUCUGCUUCUCGCCAGAGAUAAACCCAAUGCUAAAUGUCUUUUCAAUCAUAGUUAAAAUAGUUUAACUACAUAUGUACUUUUUCUUAAAAGAUAUUGUUUAGAUUUUUAUAUUCCUUGCCUUUAUUAAAAUUAUAUUGCCCAUA